AUAUUCCCUUACAAUGCGUCAAACGAGAGGAAAAGAAUGUUAGUGUUAAUUAAUAUAAUAGAUUUACGAAAGAAAGAUGAUAUUCUUUCAAAAUUUAAUCGUACGAAAUGUACUUUGAUCUCCUUUAAGUUUACUUUGACGAAUUUCCAUUAUCAGUGGACUCUAUACGCUCACCGUGGAAUGUCUUGAGCAUGGACAAGGAAGAAGGGGAAAAAAAUGGCGUGGACGCCUCGCAGUCUCUCUACUGUUUAUGGUGUUACACUUUUAGGAAGUGUUGUGAUCCUUUUAAUGACGAAUAAUGAUUAAUUUCAUUUAAGUCAUUAUCCCUAUUUGUUUUAUUUCUGAUUAAGACGUUAACGUUAGAAAUGUGAUUAUUUCAAAUUGCUUCUAAAAUAUCAACAAGAAUAAGUUCAUUUAUCAAGGUGUUUCUGUUUCGAACAAGGCUGUGAAAAUGUCUACUGAUUACAGUAGAUCCGUUUUAAGGAUGGUUGUAGCACAAAUCUGCCAAACCAUCGGAUGGCAUUCAAUUAAUUCAACGCCGUUAGAAUUUUUGGUAGAUCUUAUGGAAGAAUAUAUCUUGCAUUUAUCAAAAGUUACCCACCAAUAUGCAGAAGUUUUGGGAAGAACGGAACCUAAUCUUGAUGAUUUAGGAUUAGCUUUCAAACAUAUGAAUAUUGAUAUACAAGAAUUAGCAGAAUAUGUUAAAAAUGUAGAUUCAGUUCCGUGUGUUAUCAAUGUACCAAAAUUUCCUGUCAAACGUGAGAAUCAUUUAAAUUUCUUAAAGCCUGGUAGUCGUGAAGUAGUUACUAGACCUGUACAUAUUCAUGAACAUUUACCGGCUAUGUAUCCAGAUACUGAAGAUGAGUACAUAACAGAGAAGCCUGAAAGUUUAACAAACGGUGUACAAGAUUUAUCAUCUUCAAAUGGAACAUCGACACCGAGUUCAGUUGAUGUUUCUCCUCAUAGGACGUCUCCGCAAGUAGUUUUUAAACGACCAGGAGAUCCUGUCUCUUUUGAAAGUCCUAUAGCAAAACGUGCUAAGGUAUUAGAGGAAGGUAGACCAUUACGUGAGAUACACAGUGUAAUGAUGACCACGUCUGGUUUUUUAUCACCCGCGCGAGAAGGGAAACUUCCAGAAGCGAGAACACCGCAUCAAACGUGCACAGAUUCCCCUCAACCAAGUUCUUAUCCUAUGGUUCCACCUGAGUUGAAAUGUGAUAAAAAACCAAAGAAGAUCAUCAAGAAGAUACCGGAGGAUCGUAAACUUGACAAAGAAAAUAAAAAGAAAAACAAAGCUAAGGAAUUGUUUAAGCCGGAUAAAAUCGAUGAGACUAAAAUUAAAAAGUUAGCUGGUAUGAAAGAGUUGGCUAAAUUAAAACCGUUAAAGCCAGGCGGUGGUAAAUCGCAAACUAACUUAGCAGGUCCUUCAAAUAGACCACCUACUCCAAAGUUAGUACCAACUAAACCUACGGGUAGUCCUAAAUUGCCUAAACCUAUCCAAGUUAAGGCUAAAUCGGAAAAAGUAAUAGAUUUAACGAGUAGUCCACCAUUACCAGAAAGGAAAGAUGAUAACAUUGAUAAACUACCAUCAGAACCUGAUAAGCAAAAAUUAAAUAUAUUCAAAAAGAUAUCUAAACCUAGAGAAGACAAAGAAAAGGAAAUACCAGAACAACACAAACAUAAAGAGCUUGAUUCGCGAGAGAGUUCACCUGGUUUAAUCAUUGAUGAAAAUCUUGAAAAGCAUGCGCAUAAAAAUGACAUUGAAGUUAAAAAGGAAGAGAAGAAAACACCACACACACCAGACGUUCACGUUCAUCCAGAGAAUGAUUUGAUUGAUAUACAGAGUCCAUCUUCAGAUGUAUAUAUGUUUGACGAUAUGUCACCUCCUGGGACUCCUAGUACACCUAAAACUCCAGAACUCAAUGUCCCUACUCCUAUUGAUCAGAAAAAGAAAAAGAAGGAGAAAAGUAAUAAAAAGAAAGAAUCCAAAAUGAGAAGUCCUAAGCGUUGUGUUAGUCCCAAAAAGACAAAGAUUUCUAAUGAUACAGUUGAAGUAGAUGUAAUGGAUAGACCAAAAACUCCACAAGCACCUGAACCACCGGUGCAUAGAGAACCAGCUCUUCCACCAACAUUACCGUUUCCAUUUUUUCCAGCAUUUCCAUCCGCUCCUGGUUUAAUACCUCCCCCAAUAACACAUCCAAUAUUUCCAAGGUUUCCGUUGCCUCCUUUGGGAAGAGGUGGACCAGGCCCACAUCCAGCAAUGCCGAAUUUACCUUUACCACCUCGUUUUUUUAAUCCAGCAAUAAAGCCAGAAGAUUUUUCAUUAUCAAAAAUAAAACCCAUGGAAUGUGAAAAAUCACCUAGGGAAAUAAUACCUCCUAUGGUACCUAUUAUGAAAUAUGAUUCGAUAGAAAAGGAAAAGGCAGAUAAAAUUAAGGUGGUUAAACAAGAUAAAGAAAUAAUCACUCAUAUUCCUGGAAAUAUAAUUGCACCGCCCAUUGUUUCUGCACCUGUUGCACCAAAUGUACCACCACCCAUUGCACCACCAGUACCUGUUGUGCCAUUGUUACCUUCAAAGAAAUCUAAAAUUGAUAAAGCAGAUAAAGUUGAUAAGGUAACAAUUAAAUUGAAAUCAAAAGAGCAUAAAAAAGAAAAGAAAGAGAAAUUGAAGAAAAAGAAAGACAAAAAAGAGAAACAUAAAGAAAAAGGAGAAAAGGUUAAAGAGAAAAAAGAGAAAACUGAUAAAAAGGAAAAAGUAGACAAAAUCAAAGAAAAGAAGGAGAAAAAAGAGAAACGAAAAGAGAAGGAAAAAGAAGAUAAAAGUGCAGAAGCUGUACCAAAAAUUACAUUAAAAUUGGGACCUGCAUCUCCAAGACCACCAACGCCAGACAGUAUGCUAAUGAAGAAGAUAACGAUUAAGCCAUUAUUGAAAAAACCAGAUGAGGAUACGAAAAGAGAACCUAGUCCAGAAUUGGCCAAAAUAUCAGCAUUGGUAACAAGACCGCCGAAGCAAAAGUCAGCAAGUAAGAAAAUAGAGGAGGGAACAUUAGAUGGCAGCCCUGCCCUUCCUACAGAUUCUUCUUUCUCUCUCAAUUUUUCUACUGUGCCACUUGCAACAGUUCCUCGAGCAAAGAAAUCUUUGUUUAAAAACUUACCCCAAAGAGAGCCAACACCUCCGCCUCACUUUGAUCCAACUCCUAAACUUCCAAGUCCUUUAAUUACGCAACAGCAAUCACCGCCAUUUUACUACGAUCAAGGAGGUCGUCAAGUGUGGAUAUGUCCUGGUUGUAAACAGCAGGACGAUGGAUCACCCAUGAUUGGUUGUGAUGAUUGUGAUGCAUGGUAUCAUUGGGUAUGUGUGGGACUACAAGUGGAACCAGCUGCAAAUGAAAAUUGGUAUUGUAGAUCUUGCAUUACCAAAAAACAGGAGCUUUAUCAUGAUAAGAAAAAGAAGAAAAGGAAGAAAAAAGUGAAAACGGCAGCCUAGUAUAAGCUAACCGGAUCUUCCGUGAGGUCCGGUAUGACUGUCGCAACUAGUACCAAAGUUAAAUUGAAAGAGAAUAAACU
This is a messenger RNA of Polistes dominula (European paper wasp), 3567 nucleotides long. RefSeq names its product TBP-associated factor 3 (gene Taf3). Lineage: Eukaryota; Metazoa; Arthropoda; Insecta; Hymenoptera; Vespidae. Gene Ontology annotation, cellular component: transcription factor TFIID complex. Gene Ontology annotation, molecular function: transcription factor binding; protein heterodimerization activity; p53 binding. The record is from RefSeq and is a predicted model, not a curated record. Gene Ontology annotation, biological process: positive regulation of transcription by RNA polymerase II.